CAUCACUCUCCUCCCCUUCUCUCUAUCUAGAGCACAGCUCAAAAACAAAAAAAUGAAACCCUAGAAACCCCGCAGAAAACUCCAUUACAAACCAGCAGAAAAACAAAAAUGAGAACACCCAGACGCACAUUAGCAAAAUCACCAUCAUCACCACCAUUCUCAUCCUCCUCCUCUCCAUACCCUUAUUAUCAGGAAUAUUACGACGGCGAAGAUGAAAACAACAAACUCAUCAGUCUAUUUAAACCAAUCUCAUCAUUAUUCAUCAAACUGAUUUCAUUUCAAUUAGGUUUCUUCUCUUACUGUACAUCAUAUCUUACUACUCCCAUGUUCUCAUUCAUAUCAAUGGCGUCCGAUUCACUUCACCGUGCCGACGCGGCAAGAGAGAAAACGGAAGAUGUUGUGUUGUCGGCUAGUAAGGUGCCAUCUCGUGUAGCUGAGACCGGUGAGCUUUUCUUGAAGAAAAUCGGGUUUGGACUGUUAGGUGCACUUUAUAUGGGUUUACUGUUGAUUGUGAUACUGGUUUUUUCGGUCAUAUUCGGAGUCGGGUUAGUUAGAUAUUGGGUUGAAGAACCUGUUUUUGUCAAAGAAGUGGUUUAUUUUGAUUAUACUGAAGUGAAUCCGACGGCUGUAUUGACUUUUGUUGAUGGUGGUGCCAAAAACCCCAAGAAGAUGAAAAGAGCUAUUCCGGCAGGACAUACUUUUGAUGUUUCUUUGGUGCUGUUGAUGCCGGAAUCUGAUUUUAACCGUCAGAUUGGUGUUUUUCAGGUGGCAGCAGAGAUCGUGUCCUCAACAGGCCACAUUCUGGCAAGAUCAAGCCAACCAUGUAUGUUACGGUUCCGAAGCUUUCCUAUUCGAUUGACAAGAACGUUUGUGAUGGGUGUUCCACUCUUGCUAGGAAUUUCAAGCGAAACUCAAAAGCUAACUAUUCCAAUACUACACCACAUAGAAGGAAAUCCAGCAACAUGGGCAAUCAAAACGAAGUUGCAACCAAGAGCAGGAACAUUUGCCUUACCAGAGUUAUAUUCGGCGGAAAUUUUAAUGAAUUCACAGCUUCCUUGGUCAAAACAGUUAGUUCAUAAUUGGAAAUGGACUUUCUAUGUCUGGACUUCAUUGUAUGUUUAUAUCAUGCUCUUGAUUACACUAUUUUGUUGCUGUAAACAAAUAUUCUUGCCAACAACCAGAACGACAACGACUUCAAGAAUUGGUGACCGUGAUUAUGAUAGGAGGUGGUCGACUGCUGUAGAAGUCAAGGAUUUGGGUGGUACUAGAAGGGGUGUUGAUAGGGAUGUGCCUGUAUCAGAUUUUGUAGAAAGAUGGGAAAGAAUUAGAAGAAAAAGAAAGGCGUUAUGUCAUGAUGAGUUGUUCAGUGAAACCGUCGGUUCUUCCGCUUCCAGUGUAACUUAUUAUAGGGAUGAUAUGAGUACUAGUGAUCAAGUUGAUGAUUAUGGUGGGUUUGCAGCCGAUGAGGAAUCCUUCUGUUUAGGUGGUUAAUAUCAGUGGUCAGUUUCAUUGAUGCCAUGCCCGCUGCUGCACCACGUGCUUCAUCCUAAAAUGUGUUAUCCAGUGUUUCAUAUUGUACAUAUAUGGAUGUAAUUCACUGUACGCAUUUCAUAUUAGGGAAGACAUGUUGUGUUCUAGCUACACACCAUGUGUUACA
Papaver somniferum (opium poppy) is the source of this 1657-nucleotide messenger RNA. RefSeq names its product seipin-1-like. The transcript has 2 exons. Gene Ontology annotation, cellular component: endoplasmic reticulum membrane. Gene Ontology annotation, biological process: lipid droplet organization; lipid storage. The record is from RefSeq and is a predicted model, not a curated record. Bases 109 to 1491 code for a protein of 460 amino acids. Lineage: Eukaryota; Viridiplantae; Streptophyta; Magnoliopsida; Ranunculales; Papaveraceae.